Messenger RNA from Neogale vison (American mink), 534 nucleotides. Lineage: Eukaryota; Metazoa; Chordata; Mammalia; Carnivora; Mustelidae. The record is from the annotation of a RefSeq genome assembly.
AUGAUGACAUACAUUGUAUUUAUUCUAAGCGUUAUUUUUGUAGUUAGUUUUGUAGGGUUUUCUUCAAAACCUUCUCCUAUCUACGGCGGGUUGGUGUUAAUUAUUAGCGGGGCUAUUGGCUGUGGAAUUGUGUUGAGUUUUGGGGGAUCUUUUCUGGGUUUAAUGGUGUUUUUAAUUUAUUUAGGGGGAAUGUUAGUUGUUUUUGGGUAUACUACGGCUAUAGCCACAGAACAGUAUCCUGAAGUUUGAGUCUCUAAUAAGGCUGUUUUAGGUGCUUUUAUUGUUGGUUUAUUGUCUGAGUUAUUAACUGCUUGUUAUAUUUUAAAGGGUGAUGAUGUUGAGGUUGAGGUUGUGUUAAAGUUUAAUGGGGCGGGUGAUUGAGUAAUUUAUGAUACAGGUGAUUCAGGGUUUUUUAGUGAAGAGGCUAUGGGAAUUGCAGCUUUAUAUAGCUAUGGGACUUGGCUUGUUAUUGUUACAGGUUGGUCUCUUCUUAUUGGGGUGGUAGUAAUUAUGGAGGUUACUCGUGGAAAUUAA